AUGUUUGCAAUUCCGGUUCUCCGAAUGGGCAUGAAGGCCUUCAAGAAAUCCAGAGCCGCAAAGGCCGAGAAGACACAACAACAGCCAUAUCAAGCACAGCAGCCUUAUCCAGGACAACAGAAUGUCACCUCAGUUCAGUCUAGAAAACGAAGCUGGCCCAUACUACUCCUCGCCAUCACACCUGUGCUGGUCACAGGGAUAUCUUUGAUACUGUCCAUCCUCUGCGUUUUCGCGGGCCACACAACAUCCAUGAUGCAAGACUACAGCGUUUUCACCCUCAACACCUCCAGGAUCGGACAAAACGUCGUCCAGAAGCUCGAGAACAAAGUCAGAAGCUUUCAGUUGGACGACAUAGGCUUGAGUAAGCGAGCCGACUUGAUCAUCUUGCCUGCAACACCAACUAUGGCACCGACAACUCUCAUCACCAUGGCACCCAUGGUGGAACGAGACAUAUUCUCCGGUAUCGAGUCACUCGGCAGCAAAGCAACCCACCACAUCGCCUCCGACGUCCACUCGCUCAAGAGCAAAGGCAAAGGCGAAAUCAGCGAAGCGACAUCCUACCUCCAUUCCAAAGCCAACUCAGUCGAAUCCGCCGUUGCCAGCGAAGCCACUUCCAUCGUCAAUAAGAUCGAAAACGAGAUCAUCAAGCUCAUCAACGAGGCUUACACUGGUCUGAUCGACGAGAUGCACAUUCAUGACUUCUACAAUGUCCAUGUCAUGGCGAGCUGUAGAGGCACAUAUGUGUUCCAGAACGGGACGAAUAUGACGAUGGGCGACUUUGGACCUCCGACGCCGACGGGACCGGAUAGUGUGCAUAGCCAUGUUGAUGCCUGUGAGGAGCAUUCUGCUGUUGACCCGUUGAGUUUGAUCCGGAUCGUCUACUGGAUCGGCAUCGUACAUGUUAUCGCUGCCCUUGUGCUGGCCAUCUGGGCCGCCAUCUCACCGAGCAGAAAGGUGGCGUUCGCGAAUGCUGUGCUCAUUCUCUUCGCAUUCAUCGCUCUCGGCCUGGCCUCCAUCGUAGCCCACGGGCUUGCUCUCGCCGCAACUAAAGUGGUCAACUUCCUGGGCAAUGAUCUCGGCUUAGCAGCGUAUCUCGGGCACAACUUCCUGGCGCUCACAUGGACUGCGACGGCGUUGAUGGCUUUGAAUUUGCUUUUGCUUGCUUUUAUGUACUUUGUGGACAAGCGUCAUCAACCUAGGUGCACAUGUGGAGCGGGUCAGCCGGUCCGCCCUACGGAAGAGGGGUUUGAGUUCAUGGUAUGGCGUGCAAUGCAGUUCUUUAGUGACACGGACCUUGAAUCGUUUCCUGCAACUGAGCCAAAAACCAGAAUUUCUAGUCUGUCAAGCGUCGCCGUCCUCUGCUUCAUCACUGUCGAAGUCAAACACAGCAUUACUGUGCCCUCCACCGUCUGCACCAGCUCCUUCAAGCCUUUGUUCCUUCAGCUCCUCUUCGUCCUCUAG
Messenger RNA from Saxophila tyrrhenica, 1461 nucleotides. RefSeq lists its product as uncharacterized. The transcript is spliced from 2 exons. Gene Ontology annotation, biological process: fungal-type cell wall organization. The coding region runs from base 1 to 1461 and encodes 486 amino acids. Lineage: Eukaryota; Fungi; Ascomycota; Dothideomycetes; Mycosphaerellales; Extremaceae. Gene Ontology annotation, cellular component: cell cortex of cell tip; plasma membrane. The record is from RefSeq and is a predicted model, not a curated record.